ACCAUCAGUGUAAUGAUGUGCACAUGUCACUCAAACACCGAGCCAAUUAGAAAAACCAACCUGACAACGAGAUCUAAUGUGAGAUGAAUUAAGAGCUCCCAUUUAAUUGCAGGCAAGGCCUCUGGGUCACACACAUUUUGUUGAUUUUCUUCCUGAAACUGUGUGAGAAGAACAGACAGGGAAAUGGCUCCUGCAAGGAAAAAGCAAAGAGUGCAAGUGGUUAAAAGUGACUUAGCAGCUAGUGAGAGCCAUGAAACCAGACCACAUGACCCGCUGACUAUUGUGAGUGUAUUGAAAGAUGCUGCUCCUCAUUGUCCUAGUGCGGAGCUCCCACCAGAGGCAGAUGAAGCGGAGCAGUUGAAUAUCCGAAGGAGGACAUAUUUUGUUCAUGGAGCUGACGCCUUUGAAGAAAAUGAGCCUUGUGUUAUCCAGCAUGCCCAAGUGGAGGCCUCCAAUACUGUAGAUGAAAAGAUCAGACGCCUCACGUAUAUUGUAAAACCAUUUCCUCCUGAAGGUGCAGAAAACCCUUUGAACUGCAAUCCAGGAAUAGAGAUGACCCAUUCAGAGAUGGAGAUAACAGGAAUACAGUUUCAGCCUUCAACACUCCAAGAUUUAAAACCCAAAAAGCGAAGUGGAAGGAAGAAAAAAACUGUGCCAGCAUUACAGGCAGAAGCUAAGUCAGAAAAUGCAGAUGAUAAAAAGGAAAAUGAAAGUCUUAUCUCCAAUGCUCCUGCUGAUCGUAAAUCCAGAAAGCGUGGUCCAAAAAAAUCUGCAAGUAGCAAUGAUGUCCAGGUUAAGGCACUGGGAUCUGAAAAUGAAACAGAGGUCUCUACGGUCAAAGCCAAAGGUAGAAGGAAAAAGGCACAAGGUCAUGAAAAUGAAACCAUCUCAACUAAAUCUGAUCAGAAGAAACCAGUGAAAAGGGGCAAAAAGAAAACCGCAGAUUAAGUAAAACCCAUUGGGGAUGAUCUUCAUAGUAACAUUACCUUUUGAUAAAUCUUGCCUGUCGUUUCCUGAUGCUUAAUUUUUAACCACAUAUAAAAAUUUCAAAUAAUAAAAAUCAAGAUAUUUACAAUAUACAAUGCAUUUGGGGAAGUCUUUAAACCCUUUUUACUUUAUUUUUAUUUAUUUUUCACAUUUUGCAGUCUUGCGCAAAGAAAGUAAAAUACAUUUUCCCUAUCAUUCUGCGCUCAGUAUCCACAAUGAAAUGUUAGAAAACUUUGCUAGUUUAUUGAAAAUGAGAAACUGAAAUAAUGCAUUGACUUAAGUAUUCAGACCCUUUACUCAGUACUUAUUUGAGAAAAAAAUGUACAGCCUUCAGUUUUCUUGGGUAUGAUGCUGCAAGGUUUGCAUACCUGUAUUUGGGUAUUUCUGCUAUUAUUCUAUGCAGAUCCUCUCAAGCCUUGGCAGGUUGGAUGAGGCAGGUCUGUAGAAGCCAUUGGCAGGUGUUCAACUGGGUUUAAGUCAAGGCUAUGGCUUAUCAAUUUAAGGACAUUUAUAGAGUUGCUCCGAAGCUGCUCCUGUGUUGUCUUGGGAUUCUUAUUUAAAUGUAAAUCUUCGAACUAGUGUAUUAUCACAUGGUUUUCACGUUCUAAUUAUGGGGUACUAAGCGCACUUUAUGUUUUGAGACAAGGCGUCAACAUAAAAUAUAAAACAGGUGAAAGGGUCUGAAGACUUCCCAAGUGCAUUGUAUAUUAGGAAAUUGUGUUUAAAGAAUAAAAUAACUAUUUAAUAUAAGUGAAUAUAUUUUUAA
Hyla sarda is the source of this 1753-nucleotide messenger RNA. RefSeq lists its product as uncharacterized. NCBI's taxonomy places the organism in Eukaryota, Metazoa, Chordata, Amphibia, Anura, Hylidae. The coding region runs from base 184 to 948 and encodes 254 amino acids. The transcript is spliced from 5 exons. The record is from RefSeq and is a predicted model, not a curated record.